UUAUCUGAAAAAACAUCAAAAUACACCUUAUAUCGUAAACUAAAUGCAUGCUAUAUAAAACGAACAUAAAGAACAUAAACUAAACUUUAUUCCCCCAAACCUAAUAUCAGUUGCCAAGUAAAGAUAUCCCCAACAUAAACCAAAAAUUAUAAUUGAGCACAUAGAAGCCACGUCACAUGAGAUAACAUAACAAUCACCAAAUUCACACCAACAUGAGCACCACAGGCGUGGGACUUCAGGAGGUCCGGGCAGCCUACCAAAGGAUUCAAGGAUGGAUCCACAGGACUCCGGUGUUCACAAAUGAAGGGCUGAACAACCUCUCAGGCAGAAAGCUGUUCUUUAAGGCGGAAAACUUGCAGAAGACCGGCGCCUUCAAAGCACGUGGGGCUUGCAAUGCUGUAUUUCUUGAGAAGGAAAAAAAUCCCAAGAGCCCCGGGGUCGUUACACACAGCAGUGGGAACCAUGGUCAAGCAGUGGCUUAUGCAGCAAAGUGUGCCGGACUUCCCUGUAGUGUAGUUGUACCCAAAGGAACACCAAAAGUUAAAUGUGAUGCCAUUGUUAAUUAUGGUGCUGAGCUGGUGUUCUGUGAACCCUCUCCUGCCGCAAGGAAAGAGGUCUGUGCGCAGAUAGCAGAAGCGACUGGGAAGGCAAUCAUCCAUCCCUUCGACAAUUACAAUGUCAUGGCUGGUCAGGGGACAAUCGCGCUGGAGCUUCUGGAAGAGGUGCCUGAUUUGGAUGCCAUAUUGGUACCGAUAAGUGGAGGAGGAAUGACUUCCGGCAUUGCUGUUGCUACACACGGCCUAAACCCGGAUUGCAGAGUUUACGCUGUUGAGCCCUUUGGGAAAGAGCUGCAAAGGAGCUUAGAGAACAAGAAGCGAAUGUGGGACAACCCUCCUCGAUUCCUUGAAACCAUUGCUGAUGCUAUUCGGACGCAGCAG
This is a messenger RNA of Penaeus vannamei (Pacific white shrimp), 938 nucleotides long. The record is from RefSeq and is a predicted model, not a curated record. NCBI's taxonomy places the organism in Eukaryota, Metazoa, Arthropoda, Malacostraca, Decapoda, Penaeidae.